UACUUGGUGUUCUGGAGUGUACUUAGAAAGGUCACAGUGUUGGAGAGACAGCUGGUGCAGUGAGAGUGUGUUUCUUUUUUCUCUUUUCUUUCAGUGUGUGAUGGAGUCUGGUUUUCUUGCCGUUAUUCUUGUCUCCUCUUUUGCAGUGAAUUCCUCUCACUCUGCCAUCACAGACUGGGAAGAUGUUGUUGUGGCGAGAGAGGGCAUGCCUACCACCUUGGUCUGCACUGAUACAGUCAGGGGUGCCGUGGCCAUUAACUGGAUGGUGAAGUCACUUGGUGCGGAUGAUUUGAAACUGGUUCUCUCAGCCAGCGAAACUAACGAGUUCUCGGGUGGUGCUUCGAGGGCAUCCAUGCAGUUGAGUGACCCUAACUUUCAAGACACAGGGGUUUUUUCUCUGUCCUUAGUUCCCACAAUGGAGGACAUUGGUCUCUACUCAUGCUUGAUUAAGCAACAAGAGAGGAAACUGAAGGAGAAGAUUAUCCUCUUAGCCAUCCUUACAGUGACGGUUGUCCCUGCUGCACCCAUUCCUCAGCAAAGCACCCUGCGGCUGAUUGCUUGUGUUAAUCCUCCCUCUGCCGUCAAAAAGAUCACCUGGGCAGCACCUGGCAGCAUUCCCAUAAAGAGCGAGAAGAAGCCAAACACAGGCACAGUGGCCAAACUGCCACAGGUCCAGAACAGUGACAAUGGGGCUUAUGUUUGUAUGGUUCACCCUUGGGGUAACAGCAGCAGCGCUCUUUUCCCCUUCAACGUGGAGGUGACUGUUGAUGCUGACAAUGUGGCCUCAUUCACCAAUAUAACACAUGAAAGCGAAGUCUCCACUGCCACUCAGGCUCAGACACCUUUCCUCAUGACCUGUCCUGGUGUCGUGGGAGACUUCGUCAGGCUGCACUGGCUACCUCCAGACAGGAAGAGGGCCACUGAUAUGAAGUUGGUGUACGAGUACGACCGCUGGAGGGAUUCCACCAUUUUAACAGCGCACAGCAAGAAACUCAUGCUUGCCGGCCCACCCUACAACGCAGAGGCUGGGAGCUUCGCCUUUCUGCUCACUCCUGGGUUGCAAGAUGGAGGCCUCUAUGUCUGUGACGUGUUCCAAAAUGACAACGCCUUCAGCAACAGGGUCACGCUGAGCGUGCUGAAAGUUAAAAUCAGCUAUUCCUCCUCAAAGCUGGAAUUGGGGUGCCUGUACUCAGAGCGGUCUCAGGUCCAAAGUGCUGUUUGGAAGUACCAGAAUAAGAGUCACCGGCUAGAGUUGUUUAGCAACCGCCCUGGCAGCAUUACCACCACUCUGGCCUUACCCAUCACCCCUGACACAGCUGGGAACUACACCUGCAUCCUACGGCUGAAAAAUGGCCGGACCGUCUGGGCAACGCAAGCUGUCACACUGCCCCAUGAAGCUGAGAAGGAUGUCAAGAUCGACACCCCCUCCCUGCUCCCUCCUCUCUCUGCUUUAUUACUCCUGGUGCCCCUGGUUGCUGCGGCUGUCUGUGUGUUGCUAUGGAGACAGAAACACAUUUCUGAUCGCGGUAUUGAGCAGUCCCUGUCUGUCCACUCGGGUGAAGCAGAGAACAUCUAUGAGAAUCCUGAGGAUGUCAGACAGGCUCCCCCCCAGGGCUCAGUCUACAUGGAUCUGAAGCCAAGAGGAGAGGAUGAUGUCUAUAAGGAACUCGAGCGAUACUAACAGUGUCAGAGCUGAUCACCUACCCACAUCUCAUCCUCAUCCAGCUGUCACAUCCGCUCAGUUCCCAGCUGCAGCAGAAGGCCUUUAUAAACAAAAGUAACAACUGAAUGUCAGAGUUGGGAUUUGAAGAAAAACUUCAAUGCUUCAGGGAGAUGCAGCUCAAUUGUUUGAAUGCUUUUUUUGUAUUCUAUGCUAUCCCUCUUUACAGGUACUUUAUUACUGAUUUGCUUUGUAGUGGAGAGGAUUCACACAAGAGUGUAAAAUGUAUCUCAAAUGUGUUAAGGUUAAUGUUAUAUUGUCUCUUAUGUACUUAAACAUUAGGUACUGUGCCAGUUGUCUUGUAUUUCUAUUGAUAUAUGUAUUUAAGUGUAGUAUUUCUAAAUAAAUAUGUUGUCUGU
Molecule: messenger RNA, 2079 nt
Organism: Epinephelus moara (kelp grouper)
Lineage: Eukaryota; Metazoa; Chordata; Actinopteri; Perciformes; Serranidae
Gene: g6fl
Product: g6f-like
Exons: 11
Coding region: 101-1681 (526 amino acids)
Biological process (GO): interleukin-15-mediated signaling pathway; T cell activation; positive regulation of ERK1 and ERK2 cascade
Cellular component (GO): membrane raft; external side of plasma membrane
Molecular function (GO): protein tyrosine kinase binding; MHC class II protein binding
Source: RefSeq, a predicted model, not a curated record